AUGCGAAAAGUGAGACUGGUGAAGCAAUAGUCGGCGCUAACCCCAUCGUGUGAUUAGUAUAAGAGAUUCGGACUCAAUGGAAAGGGUAGGAGCAUGGCUUCCGGGGCACUUCAGACGGAGCACAACUUGUUUGAAAUCUCCAGCGGGAACCGAGAAGCAACGCCAGGAGCGGUUUAUGUCCUCUUCACGAACACCACAGCCUGGGAGAGUACGAACGGCACGGUCUCGGAGGACGACAGCUCACCGGGGGAUGACGACGCCGCUUCGGGCAGGCCACCGAUCGGUGUCGCGGUACCCUUCGCGACCAUCAUGACCUUGCUGAGUUUGAUCACCAUCUUCGGGAACUCUUUGGUGAUCUACGCCGUCAGGACGGAGAAGAGGUUACAAACAGUCAGUAAUUAUUUCAUUGUUUCAUUGGCCGUGUCGGACUUCCUGAUCGGGAUGAUCGUCAUGCCUCUGAGCACGGUGUACUUCGUGAGUGAGGACUGGGUGUUGGGGCUAGUCCCCUGCCAGAUCUGGCUGUGUAUUGAUUAUGUGUCAUCGACAGCGUCCAUAUUCAACCUUCUUGUGCUUAGUUUAGACAGGUAUUGGUCGAUUCGAUACCCUCUGAAAUACAUGCGGAAACGGACCGGUAAAAGGGCCUCUAUUAUGAUAUCGUGUGCGUGGUUGGGCUCAGCCGUUUGGAUUAUACCUAUAACAUGUUGGCACCUGAUCUUCAACCAGGGGGUGCGUUAUUUGCCUCCUAACGAAUGCGACACGGAGUUCAGGAAGAAUAAAUCGCUCAAGGUGGCUACUGCUAUAGGGAAUUUUUACGUACCACUCGCCUGUAUGUUUUUUAUAUAUGCUAAGAUAUACCAUGAGAUACAGAAACGCUCCAAGAUGGUGCUCGGGAGACGAUCCUGCGGUGGGACGCGAUCGUCUCAGCCGUCAGUGCACAGUGUAAAGUCCAAGGGAAAUACUGACGUGGAACUGACCAGGGUGGAUGCAAACUGGACACCCGAGUACGACGACUCGAUCAGCACGAGCAAAGACACUUCGAAUGAGACGCCGGACCCCGCUGAGAACAACAGCGGGAGUCCCUGUAGUGAGGAGAGGACACGUCGGGUGAAGAAGCCCAAGCGCAUCAACACACAGUUAAAAAAUAUAUCCAACCUGACGUUACUGACGGUUGGGCUGCAUGGUAUAGUGGACCCAGAGGCCCUCAAGAGGGCGGUCAACAAGGACACGUCACCCUCUGGGUCUCCUAAGGGUUCGUGUACAAGAAGCCCGUGUUGCCAUGGAGAACCUAAAAUGAAAGAGACGCAGUUUCUGUCUCCUGAUGAUGCAUUUAAUCGGAAUGAAUCGAACUCGAGAGGGCGCCAUAGCCACCACAAUGUUGUCGGUAAGAUAAACUCUCUGGACAGGGUUAAAGGAAAGCCUCUUGCUGCUCCUGAGGAACUACAACCUCUGAAGAAAAGAACUUAUCAUCAAGCUCAAAACGGGAGUAAGAAAUCAAUCUUGAGGAGGAACAGUACGGCAGAGGGUACGGGUGGUGACAGUCUUCAAAACGGCAACCUUUCUUCCAAAAGGAUAUCAUUCUCAACUGAGGAUAUACCUGGACGCAAGAAACCCCCGGUGGUUGGUUGUAUACCACCGACCAAGAGGAGACUAUGUGCCGAGUAUCGCGUUGGAACGCGGCAGGGUGAUCUGUCCAGAGCGGACCGAAGUAGAAGGGACCGCCGGAACGGCGUGACGUCCCGCCUACUGAGCGCAGAGAAUCGUGGAGACUCUUCCACUGCGGCGACCACGACGGAUAGCGACGAGGAAGCCAUGAAGAACCACGCGAACCACCGGGCCAAAUUCUCUCUGUCACGGUUCAGCAUGAGACCGGGGCGGGCCUCGGAAACUCUCCGUAGAAUUCGCAAAAUGUCGCUUAGCAAGGAGCGAAAAGCAGCUAAACAGUUAGGUGUGAUAGUCGGGUGCUUUAUAUGCUGUUGGAUCACAUACAUGGUGUUCUUUAUGAUCGUUGCCUUCUGUGCGCAUUGCAUACACAACAAACUCUACUUGGGUAGCAUAUGGCUGGGUUACAUUAACUCAACACUGAACCCCGUCAUCUAUCCGUUGUGUAAUUCCACAUUCAGAAAGUCGUUCAAGAAAAUACUUCGAAUCAAAAAGAGGUGAGACUAGGCUAUGGGACGCAGUGCUGCAACGUCAUCAAUGCUUUGUAUACAUUGUAAACAAUAAACAAUAAGUUAUACAAAAACAUGAUUUAUUACUUAAAGCGGUGACUUUUAAAACAGGUGUAUUUGAUAUGAUGUACAGAAAAAAGAAAAACUAUGUUAUAAUUGAAAUUUCAAGGUAAAAGUCAUAAAUGAAAUGUUACUAUUAAAUAUACCAUGGUGUUUAACGUAUCCUUUCUCGGUUUUGAGAGCCGUUUUGUAUCUCCAAAUAACUAUUGUAUUUGCAGGUUGAGCUUGUUUCCUUAAAAUCCAAUCAGACCAAAUCACGAAACGUCGUUAGUGUGAUUGUUCAAGGCAGUGUCGAAUAAAAUUCAUUCUUACUUUGGUGAAAUUGCGGUGUAAUGAAAUAAGAAAAAUGUGUCUCCUAACCUAUAUUUAGAAUCGAAUGUGCAUGGGGGGGGGACUGCUAUAAAGGGUCUAUUUUCAAACUUGUUUUCAUUAUAAGGCCGUCAGUUGCUUGAUCGAAAAUGAAAAAUAUUAAUAAAUCUCAGCCUUCAUUUGGCUGUCUUUCCAUCCCCGAAGUAUUAGUAUCAACUCUAUUAUAAGAAUGACCGUUGCGGAGCAUUAUUACAAAUGAUCCUUAAACUAGCUCAACACCAUGUGGAGUGUACAACCUUUACUACCAAAGUAGCGUACUAUAAGCUAAACCAACCACAAGCACCACCUCUACCCUCACUGACCCAUACUUACUACUGGGUGAUGAGAGGCAUUUGUAGUUAUAAGUGUUUUGCUCAAGGAGAAACGUGUCAUGACCGGAUUCGGACCCAUUAAACUCUGAUGACUAAGCCAUCAAAACUUGAGGCCUCUUUACCAAAUAUUAUGUACACCCCUUCUAAGCAUAUCACACCCAUUGCAUAGCCCACGCCUAAGUAUGUGUAGUAUAGUAUGCGCCUAGCCUAAACGUUAGUAUAGAGUAAGCGCAUGACAUGUUAAUAACUCGUUUUCAGGGCACACUUUCAAAAUGUAACAAAAAAAUGAAGUGGAAAAUUUGACAAGUCAACAAAUAAGUGGGUUGCCGGUCGGAAUAACUUACUUCACAUGGGAUUGUGACUAUUCUUGUCUCUGACUGACAGGUUUUUUCUGUUUUUGUUUUUUGUUUUCCUUCUUGGUUAUAUUUACAUGAUCAAUAAUUUUAUUUCACAAACCUAUAAUGAGCCGUUAAGAUGUGAUGUAUUAAUUUAGCACUAAUAAUGAAGUUUCUUCCUUUAUAAAAACAGGAUUACCAACCAAAUUUCAACGUGAUUUCCAGGAUAAGCCAACAACAGCUGAAUACCAGUAUCAAGCAAUAUGCAACAAAUGGAGAAUUGGUUGGUAAUCCUGUUUUUAUCAAGGAAGAAAUCCCAUGCUAAGCAAUUUGUUGUGCUUAGCAGCUCUAUGAAAUUGGCCCAUGGUGUUUCGGUCAGAAACACGAUCAGGGUGUUCAGUAAUUCCGGAGACAGGAGAAAAGAGUGCGAGGGCAGAGUUUGAGAGGAUGUUAAGGAAAAGAAUCGAGACUCCUUUGGGAUCUCUCGAUUUUUGGAUAUAGUUGAGGGUGUACGUGGAGAUGUGGAGAGCUGUGAUUGACGAUGGAGAGUGGAAUCGAUGAGAGAUAGAGUGUUGUUUGGACGAAGGGAGGAAUUCGCGGUGAUGUGUCAUUACUGGAAUUAGAAUCAAUCAUUGGUAUAGGGAUUUGAUUUUGCUUUUAGAACAAUAUUCAGGGAAAUAUUUGUGUUCUUCUUUGCCGCACCUUUUUUACGGAGCUUUUAAAGGGACAUACGUGAGGAAAACAAAUCUGUAAACAACCCUCGUUCGAACGAAGAUGUUUUUUCCAGAUUGUGUUUUACGAAUGUGUCUUUAAAUGCUCCGUAAAUUUUUUUUCUCGUAUAAAACAAUCUGUAAAAUCGGUAAAGUGGUGGAUUUAUAAGUGUUGUGAAGAGGAGGUGAUGUUGUGUCUCGUGUUUUUCGAAAUAUCUAUAGUGGUACAGUCAUAUGUCAGGAGUUUAUGGUAAAUGUUGAAGAAAGUGAGUACCGUGUUGAAAAUGUAAACGGUAUGAGUGUAUAAAGAGAGGUCUGAGAAAUGUAAAAGGAAGUGGAAUUGUGAGAGCGAGAUGGAGAGAUGGGGAAUGGGAGAGCGGGCAAGAUUCCCAAUGGAGAUGAUAGUAUAGACCUUGUGAAGUAAAGAGAGGAUCCUUUAUUAAAAGAGAUGUAAAAGAUGCAUUCGCGUUAAUUAUUUGUAGUGUAUGGAAGUCUGCGUGUUGUUUAAGUGAUGCAGUCCCUGGUCUGAGCGGGUGAUCUAAUGGGUGUUAAGAUGGGGAGAUAAAAGGGAAAUCGCCAGUGUCAAUUGAAACCAAGGAUGAGCUAGAGGAGUUUGGGAAAAUGGAAUAUAGUUGGGAGAUGUGUUGAGAUAAGACGUCUUGAGUGGGAGGAUCGGUGAUGAGGGUGUGAGCAGGAAGAGGUCUGAUGAGAUAACCCGGGAAAGGGUGCAAGAAAUAGUUGAUGAGAGAAUUAAAGGCACUGGACUCUAUUGGUAAUCACUCAAAAUAAUUGUUAGCGUAAAAAAAUAAAAUUGGUUACAAA
Asterias rubens (European starfish) is the source of this 4775-nucleotide messenger RNA. Its product is annotated as histamine H1 receptor-like. The coding region runs from base 94 to 2160 and encodes 688 amino acids. Gene Ontology annotation, molecular function: G protein-coupled acetylcholine receptor activity. The transcript is spliced from 2 exons. Lineage: Eukaryota; Metazoa; Echinodermata; Asteroidea; Forcipulatida; Asteriidae. Gene Ontology annotation, biological process: adenylate cyclase-activating adrenergic receptor signaling pathway. The record is from RefSeq and is a predicted model, not a curated record. Gene Ontology annotation, cellular component: plasma membrane.